Molecule: messenger RNA, 3098 nt
Organism: Ailuropoda melanoleuca (giant panda)
Lineage: Eukaryota; Metazoa; Chordata; Mammalia; Carnivora; Ursidae
Gene: FAM227A
Product: family with sequence similarity 227 member A
Exons: 19
Coding region: 488-2245 (585 amino acids)
Source: RefSeq, a predicted model, not a curated record
GCGGCGGCGGCUCAGCGCGGUUCCAUUGUUGCGGGAAAGGUGGAAGUGGUGACUGCGCCUGGCGUUGCCUUGAGAACGCCAGGACUCACAGUAGCAAAAUGGGCCUCACCCCGACGCCCUUCCUCCUCCUCUUCCUCCUCCCCGACCACAAAGCAAAGGGCACCCCUUCCUGGUGGAUGUGGGGGCAACAGGUGUCGGAUGUCCCAUCCAGAACUUUGCGGGGUCCGCUGAAGGACCCGUGGCGGAACCCGCCCCAAGUUCGUCAGAUUCCGCAGAUGUCUUCAGAGAAAGGCUAGGAGCUGGAAGGAGGAAAUAGUAUUGACCCGGGCCUGGGACAGCCUUUCCUGCCAUCCAGCUGACUUGGGACAGCCCCAAGCUUCUGUGGACUACAAAGAAGUACGGAGGCUGGUGGAACAAGACUGGAGUAGGAAAUGGGAGGCUCUUAAGUGGACACUCCCUGUUUUGUCCGUUUCCAAGAAACUGGACAAUGGAUCAUUUCAGGAACAUGGAUGUCAUCAAUGUCACUGCCUUGCCAAUGGUGCCAGUGGAUGAGCACCUGACUGUGCCCCUCGUGGCACGGAAUGCGGCAAAGAAUGCCCUGAGGAAGAGUCUGGAAGACAACCCGCCCUCCUGCCUCAUUGGCUCCAUACCCCGGGUGAACCAGACGAUUGCUGAGCUCGAUCUGAGUCCCAACCCAUUGGCCAACAUCCUGGCCAUUGAGAGAUUUGAGUUGGAGAAGAAGGCUUUGAGAGAGAAAAGUCGCGACAGUUCCAGAGACCGAGACAAGAGUCCAAGCAAAUCACAGUAUACUUGCAGAGGCUCAGAAUCCAGGAAUGUCAGAUCUUUCAUUUUUAAAAGGAAAAUAGCCCAUAAAAAUCUGCUGGCGGAGCUGUACCAGUCCCCAGCAUUUAACAGCGCUAUACCAAACAGGCUUCCAAACGGGGUCAACUUCUGUGACAUGGUGGGCAAUGUGGUCCGGGCCGAGAGAAACCCCCUUAGUGGCAAGUCUUUCUGUUCAGCUAAAGAAUUAGAGAAGUUUCUCUCUUCUCCUUCUCCAAGAGCCAUAUGGCUGGAUAGCUUCUGGUGGAUCUUUCAUGAGAGGUACCAGCCCAACAAGGAGGUCCAGAAUAAGCUGUUUGACCGGAUAGCCCGAAACUACGCCUCUCUCUUGUUGCGUGAAUCCAAGUCCCACUAUGAAGAGGCUAUCUUAAAAAAGUUGCCAUCGCUGCUGAGUAAAGCCGUGUAUACCAGCUUCUGCUGCUGCUUCCCGCAAUCCUGGUUCAACACGCACGAAUUCAAAUCGAGCAUCUGUAACACGAUAAGCCUGUGGAUUUCAGGUAUCUGCCCUAGCCUACAGAGCUAUAACAGUUGGGACUAUUCAGAACUGGAUCCAGAGAGAUUCCGGAGAGAAAAAUUAUUUUUGCAGAGAAGAUUGUUAAAGAAAAAAGAGUUUUCUUUGUUCAGUUCUAAGAGGCAUUUCUCCCAGACGUCUCUCCAGAACAAGAAAGUUCCCUUCCCUAAGUCUCCUGGUGCAAAUUCAACCACUGAGAAAGACUCUUCGGCCAAGAAGAGCUCACCAGAUAGAUCACAAACACAGAAUGCUGCGACAGAGCAUCACGGUCAGAUUCUGGUCUUGAGGAAAGCUACAAAACUAGUCAAGAGGAUAUCAGAAGCAAGAGAACUUCAGAAUAUGCUUCCCAAGGAGUCUCACCCAGCCUGCAAAAGCCCUGAGCUGACGUCCAACUUCUUCAACAUUUAUGGGAAGAGCCCUCUGAUUGCGUACUUCCUCCAGAACUAUGCCAGUCUGCGGCAGCAUGGUGAAGACGUGUUGAUAGUCAGGAGGGAAAGAACCAAGAGCAUCCCUGAGUCCGUCCUGACAUAUGCUGAGAUCAUCGACCUGACCCUGAGCAACAUGAAGAAGAGAAAGGACAACCUCCACCAACUGAACCGGCUGCACUGGAAUGAAUGGAAUUAUUUUGACGAGUACCUAAGAGGACUGCAAGAAAACUUCCUCAGGGAGGUGAAGAAUAUCGAUCAAAGAGCAUUAGAUAAAAAGAAGGCAAACCACAUGUUCAUCCCACCUUCCACCUUCAUUGAGGAAUCCCCUGACAAGAAAUUUGGAGGAAGUCCUGAGAAGGCGACUGCAUUUCUUUUAAGGGAGGACAUCAAGAAGUCAAAACCAAUGCAGAAAAAGGAAGCCAGAAGCCAGCUUCCUUACCCCUCACCUUCUAGCUCACCUGAAUGAUGAAUCUUUGUCCAAGCAUUGGGACAACUUUUGCCUGAAGCCGGCCCAUGUUGUUGGGUUUCAUCUAAAACAGAAACAACAAAACAAUAAUGCCACAACACAUUUAGUUGUUCCCAGUCCAUGGGACAAAGAAUAUUAAAGUUCACUUCUACCCUGGGCCAAGGUCAGGAUUUAAAUGGAAGUUAAGUCACCUCAUUUACUCAUGCAUUGACUUACUAAUUCUUUCACUCACUAAUUAGUAGUAAUACUAUGGAAGAUAUAAUAUUAUCGUACAACACAGUAAUAGUAAUCAUAGGAGACAUUAAUUGAGUACUUAAUGAUGUGCUGAGCUCUCUGGUAAGUCCUGUUUAGACCUUAUCUUGGUUAACCCUCCUAGUGGCUCCCCACCAGGUGAGUAUUGUCACCUCCAUUUCUCCUGGGAGGACACUGGGGUUUGGAGGGGUUGAGCAAGCCCUCUAGAUGUCUGUUUUCUACCAUGCCUGCAGCAGUCCCUGAGGAUACAGAGAUGAAUAAAGACGCAUUCCCUGGCCUUAAGGCUCACAGUCUGGAAGAGGGGAAGGAUGUAGAGGCCAAUAAAUACAUUAAAUCUGCGCGGAAUCCAAGAACCAAAGAGAAAGUGACUUCCUUGAGACUCAGAGGACAAUCCUUUGCACAGCUUGGGACCAAGAUCUCUGCACAGACCCCUUCUGGAAAUUACUGAGGAUUCCUAACCAUAGGCCCCUCAGGAAGUUCAAGAUGAAAAGACCUGGGGCGCCUGGGUGGCGCAGUCGUUAAGCAUCUGCCUUCAGCUCAAGGCGUGAUCCCGGUGUUUGGGAUCGAGCCCCAUAUCGGGCUCCUCCGCUGGAAGCCUGCU